Galendromus occidentalis (western predatory mite) is the source of this 2444-nucleotide messenger RNA. RefSeq names its product cullin-1. The transcript is spliced from 7 exons. Gene Ontology annotation, cellular component: cullin-RING ubiquitin ligase complex. Gene Ontology annotation, molecular function: ubiquitin protein ligase binding. The record is from RefSeq and is a predicted model, not a curated record. Gene Ontology annotation, biological process: ubiquitin-dependent protein catabolic process. NCBI's taxonomy places the organism in Eukaryota, Metazoa, Arthropoda, Arachnida, Mesostigmata, Phytoseiidae. The coding region runs from base 1 to 2151 and encodes 716 amino acids.
AUGAAAAAGAAACGCUUCAUGCAAUUGUACACUCACGUAUACGACUACUGUACUCUGGUGCACUCGAGUCAUAGACAAGAAAUCAUCCCACCUGCGGCAACCAUACACAUAGCGCCCAUACCAAUCGUUAGUCCAAGACGGACCGCUGCCGCGACUCCAUCCGGAGCUCAGUUCGUCGGCCAAUGUCUCUACGAGCGAUUGAGGGACUUUCUGACCAAUUAUCUCAAAGAUCUGCUGAAGAACGGUGAAGGACUAAUGGAUGAAGAGGUUCUCAAAUUCUACACACUACAGUGGGAAGAAUAUCAAUUUUCGUCACGGGUUCUCGACGGUAUAUGCUCGUAUCUGAACCGGCAUUGGGUAAAGAGGGAAUGCGAUGGCAAGCGUGAUGUCUUUGAGAUCUACCAGCUGGCUCUCGUCAGCUGGCGGGAGUACUUCUUCGCCCCGCUGCAUCAAGUGGUCACCGCGUCCGUUCUUCGGUUGAUCGAGCGGGAACGCAAUGGAGAGUGUGUUUCUACACGACUGAUCUCCGGUGUGAUAAAUUGUUACGUUGAGUUGGGUCUCAACGAGGAGAAUCCCCAAAUACGCGGUCCCAACCUGACAGUUUACCGGGAAGCAUUCGAGAACGCAGAGACCAAGCUUGCUGAGGAGCAGGACCGCGUUUAUCAUUACCUACACGAAACAACUUUACUUUCGCUGGCGAAAACAUGCGAGCGAGUCCUAAUCGAGAAGCAUCUCGAAGCCUUCCACAUGGAAUUCAAAACUCUCCUCACAAACGAAAAGAAUGAAGAUCUCAGCCGCAUGUUCAAAUUGGUCGCCAGAGUUCAGGACGGUCUCACCAUCCUGAGAGCGCACCUCGAGCGACACAUCACCGACCAGGGACAGGCAGCUCUCGAAGCCUGCGGAAGCGACGCAGAACCAAAGCAAUACGUGGCAGCGAUUCUUGAUGUUCAUAAGAAAUAUUCGCUCCUCGUCGAGACUUCAUUCAAAAAUGACGCUGGAUUCGUGGCGGCUUUGGAUAAAGCUUGCGGGAAGUUCAUCAACAACAACCACCAGACGAAACAAGCACAGUCUAGCUCAAAGAGCCCGGAACUACUGGCUCGGUACUGCGAUAUGUUAUUGAAGAAGAGCAACAGGAACCCCGAAGAGGCGGAAGUCGAAGAUGCCCUGAAUCAAGUUAUGAUUGUGUUCAAAUACGUCGAGGACAAGGACGUUUUCCAGCGUUUCUACUGUAAAAUGUUGGCAAAAAGGCUCGUGUCUCACAUGUCAGCGAGCGAUGAUGCUGAAGCGUCGAUGUUGACGAAGCUCAAGGCCGCCUGCGGGUUCGAAUACACCUCAAAACUCCAGCGCAUGUUCCAAGACAUCACGGUGUCGAAGGAGCUGAACGAUGUUUUCAAACGACAUCUCGAGGACACCCACGAGUCGCUCGGCAUGGAUUUCAGCAUCCAAGUGCUCAGUUCGGGCUCAUGGCCGUUCCAUCAAACCCUGGAGUUCACUUUACCCCACGCUCUGGAACGAAGUCUGCAGCGAUUUACUGCAUUCUAUUCCAAUCAGCAUUCGGGUCGCAAACUCACGUGGCUGUAUCAGAUGAGCAAAGGCGAAUUGAACGCCAAUUGCUUCGCGAAGAAGCUCAUUCUGCAAGCGUCAACGUUCCAGAUGGGGGUGCUUUUGUUGUUCAACAAUAGCUUUUCAUUGACCGUGCAACAAAUCCAGGAGGGGACAGGCAUGAAGACGGAACACGUCAAUCAGAUCGCUCAAAGCCUUGUCAAGAUGAAACUCUUCAAUAGUUCCAAUUCCGACGACGCCAACAUUGGCCCUCAAAGUGAGCUCACCGUCAACGAAACCUACAAGAGCAAGAAGUACCGAGUAAACAUCAAUCAGCCGAUGAAGACCGAGACGAAGACAGAACAAGAACAGACGCACAAGAACCUUGAAGAAAACCGGAUGGUCCUCAUACAAGCCGCAAUUGUGCGCAUCAUGAAAAUGCGGAAAGUCUACCACCAUCAACAAUUGAUCGUCGAGGUGCUAGAACAGCUGAGUUCGAGAUUCAAGCCCAUGGUGCAAACGAUAAAGAAAUGUAUCGAUCUUCUCAUCGAGAAGGAGUACUUGGCCAGAGUGGAAGGUCAGAGAGAUACAUACAACUACUUGGCCUAGAUCGCUGAGCCAGCCGGGGAAUUCGGGCGCUUUCAGGAGCUCUAGCUGCUUUUUUAAUGUAUCACUCAAUGAAACAUUUGGCAUCGAAGGGGUUUUCGGAGUUUUGUACGAAUUCAUGAGAGCGGAGACGCACCACAAGUUUGACUAUACGAUGCCUGCCUGCCCGUCUGCAAGCCAACCACCCACCAUCCAACCCAGCCACCCAAUUUCGGGAGAUCCCACCGUGAGAUCGCGGGACGGAUUUGCAGCGUGAGGCUCGAUGGCGAGAUAGAACAGAUUCGAUCUAGCUGAAA